Lecanosticta acicola is the source of this 567-nucleotide messenger RNA. The record is from the annotation of a GenBank genome assembly. Lineage: Eukaryota; Fungi; Ascomycota; Dothideomycetes; Mycosphaerellales; Mycosphaerellaceae.
AUGUCCUCACCAGCCUACACCCUCGUCGUGCACCUCUACGCCAAAGCAGGCUCCGAGAACAUCCAGAAACUCUCCGCCAAACUCCAGGAAGCCAGUCAAGUCUACAGCAAAGAUAAGGAAUGUCUCGGAUGGUGCGUAUAGCAAUAACACGACACAUGUUCGUACCUUUCGAAUUGAUUUGCCGACGAAAAACAAAAAUGAUUCAGGUUCGUCAUGCAAGACCAUCAAGAUCCCCGGGCUUUCACCAUCGUGGAACGCUAUGCGCACGAGAGUAGCCAGAAGUACGUAUCAUAUCAUAUCGUCGGACCCCUUCCCCCCUGAUCUUUGUUUUGGCGCCAACGUAUGACCUGACCUCUUGAAGUUUUCUUUCUAAUCAUGGAGUGUGUGUCCCAAUAUAGGUAUCAUCUGGAAAACCCCUACUGGCAGACGUUCGAUCCAUACGUGAUUCCCUUGCUGGACAGGCCGAUGGAUCUGCGCCGUUUCAAUGAGCUCGAUACGAGUAAGGAAGUCAAGGUGGAGCAGGAUGCUCAGCUGUGGGAGAAGGUGAAGAAGCAUCAGACGUAUUAG